Molecule: messenger RNA, 630 nt
Organism: Trichomonas vaginalis G3
Lineage: Eukaryota; Parabasalia; Trichomonadida; Trichomonadidae
Product: nicotinate-nucleotide adenylyltransferase protein
Exons: 1
Coding region: 1-630 (209 amino acids)
Biological process (GO): NAD+ biosynthetic process
Molecular function (GO): nicotinate-nucleotide adenylyltransferase activity; nicotinamide-nucleotide adenylyltransferase activity
Source: RefSeq, a predicted model, not a curated record
AUGACAUCUGAAGAAAUAGUUUUAGCUUUCUGUGGAAGCUUCAAUCCACCGACAAAUGGACACUUGAUGGCAGCCACUAUUGCUAGAGAUCAUAUGACAGAUCUUGGAUUCAAUGUUAAGGCAACUGUUUUUGUUCCAGCACAUUCUGGAUAUAUUUUCAAGCCAGGAAUACUUUCUGGUGAACAACGUGCCGAAAUGCUUGAAGCAAUGGUCGCUCAUACAGAUUAUUUAAGUGUAGAUCGCUUCGAAGUUCAAAAGAACGAUUGGACACGUACAAUUGACACUCUUCUUUACCUUAGAGAAAAGCAUAAAUGCAGAAUUGUUCUGAUUGUCGGAAUAGAUAUUGUUGAAUCCUUCGAAACUAAAUGGAGAGAGCCAGAUGUUAAAAGAAUUCUUGAAGAGUUUGGAUUGUGCAUACUUCCUCGUGUUACAGAAGCCGUAGAUUUAAAGAGCAAAUGCAAAUACAUCGAAGGACGCGAUAAAUUACUUUACGUUGUUGGAUCGAACCCACUAAACCUCGUUAGCUCUACCCUUGUUCGUGAUGAAAUCAAGAAAGGCCAUCAUAUUGUUGGUUUAGUUGAUCCAGCCGUAGCAGAAAUAAUAGCUAAGAAUAACUACUAUAAAGACUAA